Molecule: messenger RNA, 453 nt
Organism: Australozyma saopauloensis
Lineage: Eukaryota; Fungi; Ascomycota; Pichiomycetes; Serinales; Metschnikowiaceae
Product: rhodanese-like domain-containing protein
Exons: 1
Coding region: 1-453 (150 amino acids)
Source: RefSeq, a predicted model, not a curated record
AUGACAUUGAAAUCUGUUCCUCAAUGGCUCACCGAUCACCAGGAUCAGGUCACGGAUACCCCAAUCUACAGGGUCACUAAGGAAGAAUUGCUCGAGCUGCUCAAGAACGACGAACCAGGCUUGGCUAUCAUUGACAUUCGAAACGAGCAGGAAGAUAAGGGUGUUAUUAAAAAGGCGCUCCACAUCCCAGCAACUGUAGUCGAUGGCCCCAGUGGCAUAAACGAACACUUCUUGGAGCCUGUUCUCGACUGGCAACCACAAACAAAAAAGAUCGUCUUGUAUUGUAACAGCUCCGGCAAACGCACCACAUAUAUCGGAGGCUGGGCCAAAGAUUAUUUGGCAAGCAUUGACAGACAAGACUUGGAGGUGGUGAUUUUGGAUGAGGGAAUCACUGGCUGGGUGAAGGGUGGUGAUGAGUUCAAGGACGAAACGCUCUAUUAUCCAACUGAAUAG